Daktulosphaira vitifoliae (grape phylloxera) is the source of this 3044-nucleotide messenger RNA. Its product is annotated as lamin Dm0-like. Lineage: Eukaryota; Metazoa; Arthropoda; Insecta; Hemiptera; Phylloxeridae. The record is from RefSeq and is a predicted model, not a curated record. The transcript is spliced from 9 exons. The coding region runs from base 277 to 2019 and encodes 580 amino acids.
CCCCGUUAAGAAUUUUGUCGUUUGUGUUUAUUAGUCACCUACCUUGCCGCCGAAUUAUUAAUCAUUUUAGUGAAUCCUUGUGCCCGUAUUGAAUUUUAAAAUAGUUUUGUUAACUGUGUUUGAAUAAUAUUAUUAUUUUUGUGAACCUAUAAGUUGUGUUACUCAUAGUUUGUUAAUGCAUUAAUUUAAAUAUAAUAUACCGGUACCGUGCCGUCUGUUAAAAAUAUUGUGCGUUCUGUAGUGUGUUAAGUUUGAGGGGUAAUCGGAAUCAUCAAUAUGUCCCAAAGAACAUCAAGGAAAGGUGGUGCUACAAGAAACACACCACAACCUGAUGAUUCUACAGCAAGUACAGCUAGUGAUAAAAGUAGAAGGACGGUGACAUUAAGUCCUACUAGGUUUAGUCGUAUUCAAGAGAAACAUGAACUACAGAAUCUCAAUAACCGUUUGGCCGCUUACAUAGAUCGAGUGAAGUACUUGGAAACAGAAAAUUCGAAGCUCACUCAUGAAUUGCAUUCGUGUCAAGAAAUAACUACAAAGGAGGUGACAAAUGUAAAAGUUCUAUUUGAAUCGGAACUAGAAGAUUUGAGAAAUGCUUUAGAUCGUGAAGCCAAAGAAAAAAGUCGCCUUGAAUUAGAAAAUCGACGCAAAAAUUUAGAGACAGAAGAACUUAAAUCAAAAUUAGAUGGUGUCAAUAAAGAAUUAAAAGAAGCUACUCCAUAUAUUGCACGAUUUAAUGAUUUAAACUCAAAAUUUGGACAAACUUUAAUUGAAAACAAGAAUUUAAAGGAUACAAAUAAGAAAUUGAUUAAAGAAUUAGCUGUUGAAAAGAAAAAUGUGAAAGAUAUUCAGAAAACAUUGGAAGAAGAAAUUUUACAAAGAGUUACAGCAGAAAACAAGUUGCAAAGUCUCAGAGAAAAUUACAAAUUCAAAGAAGAAGUACACAAACAACAACUUAAUGAUACUAGAACAAGUCGCCGCACAGAAAUUAUUAGUGAGGUUGAUGGACGUUUGAUGAAAGAGUAUGAAGAGAAGUUACAGUCUGAACUUCAUUUAUUGCGCCAACAAGCUGAAGAAGAUGUUAAACGGAAUAAAAAAGAAAUAUCAGAUCUAUUUGAUGGAAAAAUUCAAAAUUUGGAAAAUGAACUACAACGUAAAAAAAAAGCUGUAGAAUUGGCUCAGGAAGAUACUUCUGCUGCGAAUGCUCGUGUUAAUGAACUUACAAAACAAAUAAAUGAUUUACUUGCUACUAAUAAUGAUCUUUUGAGGAAAAUAGCUGAUUUAGAACGUCUGAAAGAAAGUCAAAGAACUAAAUAUUUGGCUGAGAUACAGAAUCUAGAUCAACAAUUGACAGCCAUGCAGGAUGACAUGUCUCUAAAAGUACAAGAAUAUCAAGAUCUUAUGGACAUAAAAGUAGCAUUGGAUAUGGAAAUUAGUGCUUACAGAAAACUAUUGGAAAGUGAAGAGAGGCGUUUAAGUAUUACUCCAAAUACUUCUGUAGUAGGAAGCCCAAGAGGCAAAAAGAGGAAAUUAUUUCAACGUGAUGACACAGAGUAUGAAACGUCAAAUAUUGUUACAGCUUCAACUACAAGUGAUAUAGAAAUAAGUGAAGUUUGUCCAGAUGGUCAAUUUGUAAAACUUUACAACAAAGGAACCAAAGAAGUAUCAUUAAGUGGUUAUGAACUAGUUCGCACUACUGCUGGUGAAAAUAUAUCAACAGUGUAUAAAUUCCAUCGCUCUGUAAAAAUAGGACCUGGAAAUUGGUUAACCAUAUGGUCAUCAACUGCCACCAAUCAAAUACAUGAACCUAAUGCUGGAACUAUUGUAAUGAAUACUCAAGCAUGGGUUGUAGGAGAUUUAAUGGCAACUUUACUUUUAAACUCAGAAGGACAAGAAAUUGCAACUCAUGAAUUAAAAAAAGGGAAGACUUCUCAUUUUAGAAGCGAUUAUGGUGAUUAUGAAGCUGAAUUGUUCCAUCAACCAGGUGAAGGUCAAACUGCAGAAAAAUGUACUAUAAUGUAAGAAUAUAAUUCUGUGCCAUCUUCAAACAACACACUAGUAAUUAAUCAGAGUUUAUCACGUGUUAAUUAUUGAUUUUUAUCAUCAUUAAUUUUUUUUUAAGCUAAUUAUUUUUUCUUUACUAAUAUUUAUUAUUUAACUGUAAUUAUGGCUAUUUUGUAUUUUGCUUUAGAAAGGUAGAAAUGAAUUUGUUCACAAAACUAUGUCUUUUAUAGAGGUAAUAAUUCUGUUUAAAAAAAAUAAGAAUAUUUUAUCUAAGAAGUUGUAAGACAUUGUGUUGUGACUGAUAUGACAUACUUGUGUUUUUUAAUUGUACUUUGUAAAAUUGGUGUAAAAUAUUAAGCCAAGUAUUCAUUAUAAAUUAAUUUUUUUAUGUACAUGAUUGUUUGUAUAUAACAAUCACCUGAUAUCUGAAAUUUUAUCAAAUAAUAAUUAUUAUUUAUCAUUACACUGAAUGUGUUACAUAAUAAUUAAAUUCCAAGAGAGAUAAUAAACUUUUAGUAGUUAAACAUAAUAAUUUUUAAAUAUUUAUUAGUGUCUUCCAAUAGUUACUCCAAAAUUUUGUUAUUUUGUUUUUUAAUUGUUCCAAUAAAAAUAAAGUAAAAUAGCAUUAUUUCAUAAAAGAAAUACUUUUUGAAUGUUAUAACUAAUAUAGUUUAGCAAAUGAUUUAUUUAUUUUAUUAAUUCACAUCUUGAAAAAUGUAUCAUUUAACAACCUUAAUGUUUCUAUUGUAACUCAUAUAUUUAAUUGUAUAUUUUUUUAAGCAUGUAAAAUGAAUAAAAAAUAUUAAGCUAAAUUAUUUGGUACCAACAUUGUACAAUUUAUAUCAAUGAUUAUUAUUUUUUAUGUAUAAUUUAUUAUGUUUUGAUUUAUUAACAAAAAAAUUUAGUUUGCUUUUCUAUGUAGUUUUAAAAAUGUUAAAAUUUUAUCCAUGCACUGAAAAAGCACUUAAUUUGGAUAUUUUUUAGUUAUAUUUUUAACAUUAAAAAUUUUUUUAUUUAUUUAAAUAAAACAAAUAUUUUUCUAA